This is a messenger RNA of Helianthus annuus (common sunflower), 795 nucleotides long. RefSeq names its product putative glycine-rich cell wall structural protein 1. The record is from RefSeq and is a predicted model, not a curated record. Bases 106 to 510 code for a protein of 134 amino acids. The transcript has a single exon. Lineage: Eukaryota; Viridiplantae; Streptophyta; Magnoliopsida; Asterales; Asteraceae.
AAAUGACAUAAAUAUCCUUCAUGCAUCAUAGUCAUCACACUCAUGAUUACUAUAUAUAACCACUAAAAAAGACUUUGAAAAUAAGUACUUUGAUCAAACAACAAAAUGCAUUUGAAAACCUACCAAAUUGUUGUACUUGUUGUGUUGUUAUUUAUAUCUAUAUCUACUGCCACUAAAUUAGGUGGAAGAAAAACCCUUGAUAACCAAAUGUCUAGUACAAGUCCAAGUGGAGAUAGUGGUGCAGCCCAUGGUCCAAACUGGGACUACAGUUGGGGUUACGGCUCGAGCCCCGGGGGCGGGUGGGGUUAUGGGUCAGGCUCGGGCCGGUCCCCUAAUGGUUUUGGUAAGGGUUAUGGAUUUGGUUUUGGUUCUGGGACUGGGGGUGGUAGUGGGAGUGGGUGGGGGUCUGGUUAUGGGUCUGGUGGUGGUGGAGCUCAUGGGGGUGGGCACGGUGGUGGCGGCAGUGGCGGUGGUGACGGCGGAGGACACGGUCCCGACAACCAUGUAUAAGUUGGCUGCAGCUGGUUUGAAGAAAUCUAUGUAUGCUUUAAUAUAUAGUGUAAUAAAUUGAUGGUUCAACAAGGUGUGUCUUUGCAACCUACAUGUGUCAUGCUAUGUAGUAUGGUGUGCAAGUGUGUUUGUGAUUGUGUUUAUAUGUGUGUUAUAUAUAUAGGUAGGAUCAUCCUAAUGUUAUGUUAUAUAUUAAAGUGUGUUUUUCUAGUGUUUUUUCUUCAUAAAUCGUACAAGUAUAGAUUACAGAUUCUCCUAAUGUUAUUGAUUAUUAACUUUGGUGUU